This is a messenger RNA of Schistocerca americana (American grasshopper), 2519 nucleotides long. Its product is annotated as mucin-19-like. Gene Ontology annotation, molecular function: chitin binding. Bases 7 to 1305 code for a protein of 432 amino acids. The record is from RefSeq and is a predicted model, not a curated record. Gene Ontology annotation, cellular component: extracellular region. NCBI's taxonomy places the organism in Eukaryota, Metazoa, Arthropoda, Insecta, Orthoptera, Acrididae. The transcript is spliced from 7 exons.
CGCAACAUGCAGGUCGCCGACUGCGCGCGCGCAUGCGCUCUGCUGCUGCUGCUCGCUUGGAGCGACUUUUGGAGACCUGCCCACGGGACCUGCGUGUUCCAGUCGGACUUCGGAUUUAACGUGAGCUGCGCCUUCAAGAAAUCCGGCCUGUUCAGGGUGCGGAACCUGGGCGGCGUCAAGGGAUAUGUCGACCUCGGUGUUAUGCUUUAUCACACAACCGCUACAGAGGACCGCUACGGGGACAACGUCCGGCGCUCCGCACCCAGAGCGGGCCGCACUGACCCAGCAAAGCUGCGUCAAGCUAAAGGUUUCUCUGUGGGAGACGACCUGGGCUUCUCGCAGUCGCUGUCGGCCCUGGAGGCGAACAGGCGGCGGUCCGUGGCGGGCCGCAGCACCAACGUCGCCAGGAACGGGGUGGUGGUCCCGGGCGGCGUGAUCCCGCCGUUCAAGCCGAUCGCACCGGCGCGCAACGUGAGCCGACCAUCGCGGCUGGCGCCGGGCGCGGCUGCGGGGGUGUCGGGGCUGCCGGCGUUCCAGGCACUGCCCGCCUCCAUCACCAGAGCCGCCGCCCCCGCAGCCGUGCGGAAGGACCUGGUGUCGGACAACGGCAUCUCGAGCAACACGCUGUCGCUGCGCACUCUGGCGUCGCAGCAGCCGACGGCGGCGUCGGCCCAGGGCGUGUCCCUGCAGCAGCUGGUGACGCCGCCGCAGCCGGCGCUGGUGCGCGCCAUCGCGCAAGCCACCAACCUCAGCACGGAGACGGUGGCCGCCGCCAUCGCCAUCCGCCAGCAGCAGCUGUUGCAGGCGGCCAUGGCCACCAGCACGACCAGCUCCACCACCACCACGACCACCACCACCACCACCACCACCACCCGCAGGCCGCCGCCCGCGGAACCGCCCAAGAAAUACUCGCUCGCUGGGCUCAGCAAGGUCAUGAACGCGCCCAAGGAAUACUACCCAGUCGGCUACGAAAAGAACUUCGACGAUAAUUUCGCCUCCAGGGUGGAGUUGCCCGAUACCUCCUUUUACUGCGGCGACCAGAAACAUUUCCCUGGCCUGUACGCAGACGAGGAUUUGGGGUGUAUGGUGUUCCACGUGUGCGCUUUCACGGACGAUGGCCUCAUCAUGAAGAGCUUCCUCUGUCCAGAGUCGACACUGUUCGACCAGAAUAUCCUCAAAUGCAACUGGUGGUUCUACGUCGAUUGCAGAGCAUCGUCGAAGCUGUACGAUAGCAACAUUCCCAUAUCGAAGAGCUACCAGUUGAUGAAAGCACUCGCAUUCUUCUCAUCCUACAACAAGAGCUAAUUCUGAUACUGCACACGCAAGUUUAUUCACAAAAACAGCCUCGCAUGUUUUGAAGAAACUGAAGAUGGUGCUCAUCGGAGAGGGACUUACGGUGCAAAGCGCAGCAGACGGACUGCAGUGGCCUUCGGUUAACAUGUACCACACACCAGCUCAGCGGGCGAUCUCGGCGCUCGGUUGCCGCCUUCCUACACACACACCUUUUUUCAAGCGCCAGAUAGUUCAACGCAACCGCGUUUGUAAUGCCAACUGGCGUAUAGCUUCUACUACUACCUGCAUUCAGGGAUCGUCACAUCCAGCUGUUCCAGAACCUAGUCUACAUAUUUCUGCCAGUCGCCGUUCUGGUGGAAGAUACAGCUUUCACCGACCGAAUAAUUGCUAUUUGUCCUUAAACAUGGAACUCUGUUUAAUUUAUUGCAUAAUUUAUUGGAUUUAUAAUAAAAAUGCCAUAUCUUUAUUAUUCAGGAGUCUGCGGAUAUUUGUCGUGUAAUAUACAACACAGGUUUGUUAAGAAGCAAUGGAAUAAAAAAAUACAUCCCAGUAAACUGUGUUAGAGAGAGUGUCUACAGUGGCAAGUGCCUUACGUCAGUGCUCUAAUUUUUGUCUUUCAAACGCACAAAACAUACGAAUGCAUAUCAUUUGCAAAUGUUGAUAGAUAAUUAAGCAACUUUUCUAUACUUCAGACAAGUUUUAAUACACCGUAUUUCAUGCUUUUUAUAUGAUUUUUUUUUUCAUGUAAAGUAAAAUAUGUUGCUCAGUUGGAAAGAGAUAUAAAUGCCUUUUUCGGUAGCAAGAUAUUGUUAUUUGGAUGCUACGCAUGUCUGAAGUAUCUUACUGUACUGUCGAAUUUGUGUACAACAUUGAGAAAGAUAUUUCAUUUUCAUUAUUGUUAUUAUAUUAUUUGUUGGAAAGUGCAGUGAAUUCUAAAAUCGGUGAGUUGAUUCAUUCAUUUUUUUUUCUGUUGCGGAAUUUCUGAUGAACUCCGCUAAAAAGACAAACACGCGACACAAUAUUGGAAAAAGAACCCGCGAGUAGGAAGUCAGAAAUGCAACAGAAAUAAAAUUGAUCGUUAUUCAAGAUUUAUCGCUGUACGGAAAUAUAAUCUCGGGAAAAACAGGAAUAAAUGGUUUGUGCUUCUUAAAUUUUUAUCAAUUUACAAAUGUAAUUUUUAGCUAUUUUUGUACAUUAUAGACAUAAAUAAAGUGAUGUAGAAAUAA